GUGCUGCCCUGCCACCAAACCCUGUUUUUCUCCCUGAUUGAGUAGCUUUUAAUCCUUCUUCUUGCUUCGCACAGAGUCUCCUGUCUGUUAUAACUUAUAAAUAAUAAAUUAUUUGUUCGAACUUUUUGAAACCAGCCGGAGUCUUCUUCUUGCUUCCCACAGGUUCUCCUGUUUGUUAUAAAUACUGCACCACUCACAUUCUUACACUCGUAUCCAUUUAGUACUCUCAGAGAGAAAUCAUGGAAGCCAGAAGAAACACAAUUAACGUACUAAUGUUGCCAUGGCUAGCCCAUGGACACAUUUCUCCAUUUCUAGAAUUAGCCAAAAGACUUGUAUACAGAAAUUUCCAUAUCCAUUUGUGUUCGACUGCUGUAAAUCUCACUUCAAUCAAGAAAAAAAUCCCAGAAAAAUUCACUGACUCAAUCCAACUCGUUGAGCUAACUCUUCCUUCUUCCCCUGAACUACCUCCACCUUACCAUACUACGAAUGGCCUACCACCCCACCUCAUGACAACCCUCAAAGAAGCCUUUGAGGAAUCAAGCCCUAAUUUAUCUAACAUUCUCGAUACUGUAAAACCCCAGAUCGUUAUGUACGACUAUAAUCAGCCGUGGGUGGCGGAACUGGCUUCUUCCCGUGGAAUCUCGGCGGUGCAGUUUCUAACAGUUGGUGCAACAAUCGCUUGUUAUAAUCUUUUCAUGGAUCAAAAACCAGAUGAAGCAUUUCCGUUUCCAGAGAUUUAUCUAAGGCAGUUCGAGAGAAUUAAGAUUCAAGAAUUAUGCGAGUCACAAGUGGGCAAUGUUAAAGAGAGUGAUCGGGCUUUCGCUGCUCUGACAAAAUCAAAGAAAAUCGUUCUUAUCAAAACUUCUCGAGAGAUCGAGGGAAAAUAUAUAGAUUUUAUGUCAAUUUUAUGUAACAAAAAGAUUGUCCCUGUAGGCACACUUGUUCAAGAUCCUGUGAUUGAAGACGAAAAUAAGGAGAUAAUGGAAUGGCUUGACAAGAAGGAGAAGAAUUCAGUUGUCUUUGUUUCGUUUGGCAGUGAAUAUUUUCUGUCCAAGGAAGAGAGACUUGAAGUCGCAAAGGCACUUGAGCUUAGCCAGGUUAACUUCGUGUGGGUUAUCAGGUUUCCUCUGAUGGAAAAUAUAAAGAUCGAAGAGGCACUGCCACAAGGAUUUCUUGAAAAGGUAGGAGAUCGAGGUCUCGUCGUGGAAGGUUGGGCGCCACAAGCCAAAAUUUUAGGCCACCCGAGCAUUGGUGGCUUCGUCAGUCACUGCGGAUGGAGUUCUACACUGGAAAGCAUGAAAUUUGGUGUCCCAAUAAUCGCCAUGCCUAUGCAAAUUGACCAACCAUUUAAUGCAAGAGUUGUGGAAGCCAUUGGAGUAGGAGUGGAAGCUUUUAGGGAUGAGAAUGGGAAACUUCAAGAUGAAGAGAUUGCAAAAGCGAUAAGGAAAAUUAUUUUGGAUAAAAGUAGAGAGGAAAUAAGAAAGAGAUCAAAACGAGUGAGUGAAGACUUGGAUAGGAGAGGAGAGGAAGAGAUUAAUGGAGUGGUGGAAGAGCUUGUGGCACUUUGUGUGGAGAAAAUUGGUCAGUUCGAUAUGAUCAAGUAGAUUCUAGUCCUUUUUAUUCGAUAUACUGUAAGGACUAGCCUAUGGUUUUUACUGGAAUACUUGUGAUCCGUUUUUAUGUAGAAAUUUUGAGAAUUGUGAUGUGUGAGAGUGGCGGUGGGGCCUAUAUUUGGUGUAGGUGAGAUUUUUCAUUAGAAAAUUCACCAUUGUUCUUUUUAUUUUUUCAAGUUUACAAAAUUUAAGAUUUUAUCAUUGUAACAUUA
This is a messenger RNA of Olea europaea var. sylvestris, 1825 nucleotides long. RefSeq names its product beta-D-glucosyl crocetin beta-1,6-glucosyltransferase-like. The transcript has 2 exons. The record is from RefSeq and is a predicted model, not a curated record. Gene Ontology annotation, molecular function: UDP-glycosyltransferase activity. NCBI's taxonomy places the organism in Eukaryota, Viridiplantae, Streptophyta, Magnoliopsida, Lamiales, Oleaceae. The coding region runs from base 240 to 1604 and encodes 454 amino acids.